Mugil cephalus (flathead mullet) is the source of this 5634-nucleotide messenger RNA. RefSeq names its product testis and ovary specific TOPAZ 1 (gene topaz1). The transcript is spliced from 20 exons. The record is from RefSeq and is a predicted model, not a curated record. Lineage: Eukaryota; Metazoa; Chordata; Actinopteri; Mugiliformes; Mugilidae. The coding region runs from base 624 to 5354 and encodes 1576 amino acids. Gene Ontology annotation, biological process: spermatocyte division; spermatid development.
GGCACUCAGGUAGAAAGCAGUGUUGACGCUGGGCGUCCUAGGUUAAAAUAACAAGUUAAAACACACCAAGUUAAGAAAGAAACAUUGAGCAGUUUUAGGACGCGUUAAUCUUUUAAUGGUUAGCAUGUUCCCGUCUGUUAGCAGGGUGAAACUUAACCGAGCCAUGUUAAACGAUGUCGGCUUAAACCUGGUGCCGCGGCGGAGGCGACUGCUGAAGUCGCUAAAUAACCUUGAAAGUGACUCCAAAACACAAACGAACAAUUUAGUUUGUGAACCAGUGUCACAGAAGGACGCUGCAUCGGUUCCUGGCAGCAAUGAACCCGUCCAAACUUUUUUAACGCGCCAUAUGGAUUCAGAGAGUGUGACAGGCGUAGCCAGAAGUCUCUGUGAAGGAGAGCCGUCGUCGUGCAGAAGGACCCCUAUGGACGUCAGACAAGACGAGGGAAACGCUAGAGGCAAGUAUCGACGGCGUCAUCCAAACACUAGGAGCACGGGCAUCUCGGCGGUCUCACCAAAUUGUGCAAGCUCAGAUUGUGGUAGAGAUAAGGUUUGCGCAGCUCCACGCAGCGGGUUGUUUAAACAGACAGAGGUAAACCUGCAGUACCCCCCGCCCCCAUCUUUCAAUGGAGAAGACUAGAGAGGCACCGUUUGCAGCAAGGAAGUCUGGCAAAGAAUGUCAGGUUAGAGGGAGACAUGCUAAUGGUAAAUCUCUGUUGAAUGGCGGAGGCAGAAGGGAGCAGAGGUUAGUGGAGGCCAUGUGGCCUGGUCUCCUGCACGCUGCUGCAGCACAAGUACAAGCCCGUCCUCCAGAGAUUGAUAGAAACAGACAUCCAAGCCCCACUGGACGGUCCUGUCCAGAACAGUGUUUGAGAAGAGCUGGGGGAGCACCCCACUGUGAUCUUUGUGUGAAAUGUCAAUACAUUUUCCCUCCGCACAAGAUAACAUGUAUGCACCGACCAAAAUUCACACGCCCAGAUUCAGAGACAUCUAAAGUUGAUUUAAAGAUCAAGAAAGGCAACGCAGUCCCCAAGGCCUCUAAGAAGAUUGUCAUAUGGCUAGACCAGUACCCGAAAGUGACCCUUUGUGACUUGUCCCAAAAAUGUCAUGCAUGCAGUCACAAUUGUGGCUAUGAGUUACCGAAUGUUCUCAAGCGCAAGGUUGUGCGUUGCUUCAAACGGGACAUGAGAGCUGGAUUUCAUUUAUGGCCCAUUUGUUUAGGAUAUGAUAAACACAAAAGUGAGAAAAAUCGUCUGGUUAAAAGUAGUAAGGGUCAUCCCAUUGUUGGGUGUGAGAAGAGAAUCUCCCUGUCUCAAAGUCUCAUUGAACACCAGAAACAUCAAGAAGAAGGUACAGAUUCACAGAUGUUGCCCAGUAUUACCAUAUGUCGUCUUCACAAGAGUUGGACAAGUGAAGAAUCUGCAACUUGUUCUGCUUCUCUCUUACUAGGUAAAGACACAAACGAGGGAGAGUGCAGGACAGGCAUGGGGGACAGAAAUGCUGUAGAGGACCAUGGGCUGGGAUCACAGACUCACAGAGACAAAAAAAUAAAGCUGCAGACUAGUGAAGGGAGCAGCAGCACUUUUGCGUCAGCUGUAAAAGAAAACUGUAUCACAGAGGAACCAUGUGGUCACGAUCCCACAAAAACACAAAUGUCACAAUAUCAGGACAUUGAGGAGGACACAGCUGAGUCAUUCACUUGCCAGAGAGUGAGGGUCUAUAUGAAAGAAGUAGAAACUUCAUGUGCACGCACCUGCAUGUCAUGGCCCUUCUCAAACAGCAACAUGACUUGUACUGCUGCCACACCUUGUUUGGCUGGGUCUGUUAAUCCGUCAACAAGGGAUAAGAGAGACUCUGAAACAGUCAGUCAAAACCUGCCAAGUUCAUGCAGCAAACAGAUCAAGGACACACUCUCAAAAACACCUACAGAGAACCAAAAAGAGAAUGGCACAAGCAUGUUAGCAGAGAGAAAUGGGAAAAGACUCAGUAAUAUGUCUUCAUUCUCAGACAUGGAGAUUGCACCGUGCCAUAUGCAGUCACUAGCGAGCCUCCACUCAGAUACAGCUUCGUUUUCCAGUUUGGCUCCCUUACACAGGGAGCCUGUCAUAGAUACAGUCUCAGCCUCAUCUUUGCUAGUUAAUGGAGCAGAAACCCACAGCUCCAUGUCUACACCUUCACCCUCAGCACUUGGCCUGAGUGACUUGGAAACUGACACUACUUUGUCUUCUCCUAUGUUCAUACACAGCGGUUUGAGUAGCCUCUCAGAAACACCAUCCCCCUUCCCACCAUCAACUCUGCUUAAGAAAGUCCCGUGUAUUGAAUUGAAAGCUGUGGAAAACACAUUGCUCAACUGUAAAGGAUCCCAGAUGGAUUCAUGCAGUCCAUCGCCAUAUGCUCCUGUACAUAACUCUGACUGCUCUCAGUCAUGCGACUCCUCCCUCCUCCUCCCACAAGAUGACAGCAGGAGUGAUGAAGAGCUUCUCACGAACAGGAGCCCACCAAAACUGGAGCCAUAUUAUAACAUAAGUCCCUUUAAGCACAGCAACGUAGUUGCUUGUCUUAAAGAGAACUUAUUAUUAUGCAACAUUUCCAAGGAACUUUGCAUGGAGACAGGAGAGUUCACGCUUCCACCUGUUCUGUCUCCUGUAGCUUCACCACCAAGGCAACCAUGGAGGAGAAACUUCUCCUUACAAAGUUCAGGUUGUUCAGGUGAAGAAAUGGAGGAAGAAGAAAGCAGUAUAUUUAAAUUAAAAGAAGUCUCUACGUAUUUCGAAGCUCUACAUGACAGCACUGAAGGGGAGCCUUCCUCCUCAGGCACUGAUGAAGAGGUGGAUGAAAGUAAUGAAGAGGAAAGCCAUGAUGAAACUGAUUGCGAACAUAAUGCGGAAGAUGCCAACAGGCAUUCUGAGCAAGUUCCUUUAGAUCCUAAACUAAAGGCAACCCUUACCUCAGGUGUUCUGACAGAAACCUGCUCUUCUCCUAGCAGUGAUGAAGAUGACAGUGUAACCUUUAGUAAUGAAGGACCAUGGUACUCUGGAGGAGAGCGGUCAAGCCCUCAAAUAACAAGCAGUGGAAGGGCCGUAGCUGGUGAUUGUCAGCCAGGUAGUUUGGAUGAGGUCACAGCUUAUGAACAGGAUAUCCUACUGGUGAAUGUGAUACAGGAUGAUCCAGAGCUGUUCACCGACCUGCCUGAUCAAAGGCUCCUGAAACUGGGUCCUACCAGAGUUAUUGAGGCCCCUAAAAUCCAACCCUCAUCCAACUUAGAUGGAGCAACACUAGGGUUUAAACAAGGAUUGACAGCAGUUAAUAUAACUUUCCACUGCAACAGUCCUGAAAACACAGAGGAGAGGAACAGCAGGCCAUGGAGACCACAGUGGAACACCACCACCACUAGCAAAACUCAAAACACGGGCGAGCAAACUCGAAAUUUGGGUAAUUUCGAUGUCAACAACAAUAAUCUAAAUGAUGGCCUGGAAUGGAGCCCCCCCACCAAAACAGCGAACCCACCUCAUGACAUGAUCUCCCUGCUUAGGCCAAAAGGAAAUGGCCCGUGGAUCACAAACUCAGCAAACACAACAGAUUUUAGACGCCAGAAAUCUGAUCCAUACUGCAGACAUUACUUCAGUGAAUCACUGUCCUGCGGGUUCAAAAUGUGUCGCUUCCAACAUCUGCCUUUGCAGGGGGAUGAGAAGUUCUGUGCUGAAAUUGUAACAAGGUUCACAAAAAAUCCAGCGUGCCUCCAGAAAGCAGGAGCUGUGUUUACAGGAUACUACCAGAAAAACCCACCAGGAGUGUAUUUCUCCAUGCCAGCUCUUCUGUCCCUCCUCUGGGCUUUGCUCAAAGCCGGCAUGGUGUGUGACGUCUUUUCGGUUCUCAGUGUCAGCUUGGCUCACAAAAUAGUGCCUGGUCAUGAGUUCCUGCUAGCCCUUUAUAACUUUGUGAGAGAAAAGGGUUUCACAAGUCUUGUGCCCGAACUCAUCCAGCUCACAUUUAAGAUGGCUAAUGCAGGUCUAGAGCUGAGUUUGGAUUGCCUUGAUUGUGUAAAAAAUGCUCCUGUGUUCCAGCAGAAGGUUUGUCCAGAUUCACCUGGUUCACUGUCUAGCAACCACAAAUCAUCCACGGGUGCACCCAUGCCAGAGUGCCUGGAUUUAGCCCUUGCUGUUGUGGAAAUAGAGCUUUGUACCACUCAGGAGGACUGGAGGCGGAUGGGAGAUGUUCUCAGGUCAAUCUGCCACUCGGGCCAGCACCCGAAUCAAGUGGAACGCCUCAGUGGUCGCAUCGCUAUUGCUCUCCUGUCUGAGAGCAAAGACAAGCUGUCACUGCCAUUUGCUGCCUUUGCUAAGACAGUGUAUCAGAAGGAAGGUGAGGACAGCCUGAUCAUUGGGUUUGUAGGCAGAAUUGGUGUCUCUCUGAUGUUGAGAUACCACAAGACGCACCAGUGGGUCAAGGGUCGGAAGGUGGUGGAGAUAAUGUCCCUUUCAAAAAUCAACUAUUCGACACUGAAGGGUCUGUUUGGGAAUGAAAACGGAGCGUCACGCUGCUGCCUGGUCACUGUGGCUACGGAGCUUUUCCUCCGGAGUGGCAGCGUGCAGGGAGCUCUACAUACGCUGCGAGAGAACGAAUGGUUCCUGAGCUCACUCUCGUGGCCGUGCGAGCCCGCUGAUCUAGAGAGUAGGACCGGUUUGUUGAUCCGUCUGUCGGAGAAAACCUCUCACAGAGAGACGUUGGAGGUGCUCUGUAAUCUCCCAGGGAUUAAAGAGCCAAAUGGCACGAUAGACAUCUCCAGGUACAGUCAUCUGUUUAACACUCACCUGCAAGCGUGUGUGGACAGACAGAUUCUUCCUGUCGCUUCCGACACCAUCAUCUUCAUGUUGUCCAAAAAACUGCCAGUGGACCACAAAGUGCUUAAGAUGCUUUUCCACAAACUGGGCCAGCAAAGCCUCUGGUUGCGAGCACGGGAGGUCUUCAGAUGCUGUCUCAGUGGGGGUUACUACCCUGGAGUAUUUGCCACCCCUGGGUGCAGGACACUCCUCCUCCCCUGUCAGCUGGGAGAGGUCGAGCUGGCCCUCACAUUUGAGAUGUUCAUCGCUGUCAACGCAACAGUCAUUCUCCAGCUUUCAGAAACCACCACAUCUUCUCUUAGCAUCACUCUUAAAAGGACUCUGAGCUGUGAGAGAGCCUACCUCUCUGCUGGUAGCCGUCUCCUCUCUGCAGCCUGUAUCCUUCAGCCCAAAGUAACUGUCCACUACGUAGCAGUUAACUCUUUACAAGAGCAAGUUUUCUCACUUGAUGUCCCCUCCGCUCGCCGCUGGCUCCGCUGCAAUCAUUUGUGGGCCAAUGAGGUUUGGACACACUGAGAUUUUUCUGAUUCUGAUGAUUUCUGAUUCUGAUGUAGGUUUGUUUCCUUGCAACUCCCCCACCCGCCCUCCAGAUUUGUCUUGAGAUAUGUUCGUAGGUUUGUUUUCUUUGUCAUCAGUUUUUUUACUAUUUCCUAAAUUGUUUUGUCUGAUUUGUUUAUAAUGUUCGUGUUAUUCAUUUAUUUUGGAAUGGCUGUGGAUUGUGUAAUAUUUCUCCCUUUUUUCCCCUUUUUGGGUGAGGAAGGUUUUAUAAAGACAUGUUUUGCUACAAAAAAGAAAA